AUGCUACCUCAGCCAUAUCAAUACAAUAGUAGUCAAGAAGAAAAUCCGAUGGAUAAUAACACAACAUGGAUACAAUUUCAUAAUAUUGCGCAAAAUAAUUCUUAUUUAUAUGAUAAUGUCAAUCCGAGCAACUAUCUUCCCAAUAGGAUGAGUAACGAUUAUAUGGGGAACGAACUAAUGGAAACAACUAAUACGACGUUCUUGAAUACACUACCUUCGUGGUCUGUUCAAUCUCGUUCAAUGAAUGAUUACCCAAUAAAUUCUUUUACCGCGAAUUAUCAGACAGAGAUGGUACCUAUUCCUUAUUAUACUCCACGAUUAGAAUUUACGGUAAGUUCGGAAAAUAUUGAUUCCUACAAUAAGUGGUCUUCGAUAUCGACACAACAAGAUCCACAAAUGAAUUCGUUUAGGAAUACUGAAAGGAAAAGUAUAAAGUGUUCUUGUCCUAAAUGUAUAUCGGGUAAUAAUAGUUCAGGUGGAAAACGCAUGCAUAGCUGUCACUACCAAGGUUGUGGAAAAACAUACGGGAAAACUUCUCAUCUUAAAGCUCAUUUAAGAACGCACGAGGGAGUCAAACCAUUCGAAUGUAAAUGGAAGUUCUGCGGAAAAAAAUUUACCAGAAGCGACGAGCUUCAGCGUCAUUAUCGUACGCACACCGGUGAAAAAAAAUUUAUAUGUGAUAUUUGCAAGAAGGCAUUUAUGAGAAGCGAUCAUCUGGCGAAACAUGGCAAGACUCAUAAAAAUAAAGAAAAGGAAAACAAUUUUUCAAACAACGAACAGCCAACAUUACCCGUUAAUAAUUUCAAUUUUUCGUCAAAUAACAUAAUUCAACAGGAAAGUGAUCAGAGAGUCACGGAUGGCUUAAUGGUAAAAGAAGUUCCCAUGAAACCGGAGAACAUGGAAAAUCCGGGAUCGGGUAACAGUUUAACCAAUUCAACCCAAUAUUUUUACGAGAAUCCUUACGUUUAA
Messenger RNA from Polistes canadensis, 969 nucleotides. Its product is annotated as Krueppel-like factor 6. Gene Ontology annotation, molecular function: DNA-binding transcription factor activity, RNA polymerase II-specific; RNA polymerase II cis-regulatory region sequence-specific DNA binding. Bases 1 to 969 code for a protein of 322 amino acids. The transcript has a single exon. Lineage: Eukaryota; Metazoa; Arthropoda; Insecta; Hymenoptera; Vespidae. Gene Ontology annotation, biological process: regulation of transcription by RNA polymerase II. The record is from RefSeq and is a predicted model, not a curated record.